AUGGUGGUAUUCUGUAGUCGUGACAAUCUUUACAGUCGAGCGUUCAUUAUUAUCGCAUCACAAAUUACUAUUUGUAGUUUCUUGAACUUUAUCCCACAAAUGGCCAUUGUCUUAGGUGGAAUACUAAAGAAUAAAAGUUGUGCCGAGUACAAGCCAACAUGGGUUAGCGUUAUACUCGCAACUAUAGACACAUUUUCCUUCAUUGCGAUAUUACAUUUUACAUUUCUGUUGGCAGUAAAUCGCCUUGUUGCGAUAAGUUUACCGAAAUUCAGUUCUAUUUUCGAGUCAACAAAAAUUUAUUUUCUUCUCUUCUUGGCAUGGACAUCAAGUUUCGGUAUAAUCCAGCUUUUUUUUCGUUUUAUUUAA
Molecule: messenger RNA, 366 nt
Organism: Brugia malayi
Lineage: Eukaryota; Metazoa; Nematoda; Chromadorea; Rhabditida; Onchocercidae
Exons: 2
Coding region: 1-366 (121 amino acids)
Source: RefSeq, a predicted model, not a curated record